UCCUUCAAUUCUCUCUUCCUCUUCUUCUUCUUACCCUCUCUCCAAAUUCUAUUUCUUGGUCACUUCCAGAAUUAUAUAAUAGUAAUCUAUGGAAAAUGAUGAUCUGAAAUCGGAGGAUCAGAUGGAGAUUAUGAUGAUGAUGCAACAAAUGGAGAAAAUCCCUGAAUUUUACAAUCAUCUCUCACCGCCCUCCGAUCAUUUCAGCUCAAGCACCACCGACCCACAUUGCCUGGAAACCCUUCAACAAGCCGCAGAGUCCUCCUCGCCUCCCUUCACCAACAACCUACCUUAUAAUUUGCCACAAACUGUUCCAUUCCCCACCAGUUCACGGUGGCGAAACUCUGGCGGUGAAACGGACUUGCAGAAACAGAGGUCGGUGGCGGCGAUGAGGGAGAUGAUAUUCCGAAUAGCAGUGAUGCAACCAAUCCAAAUAGACCCAGAAGCGGUGAAGCCACCAAAGAGGAGAAACGUCAAGAUUUCAACCGACCCACAAAGCGUAGCGGCUCGACAUAGAAGAGAGAGAAUUAGCGAGAGAAUUAGGAUACUCCAAAGAUUGGUCCCUGGAGGUACCAAAAUGGAUACCGCUUCUAUGUUGGAUGAGGCUAUACAUUACGUAAAAUUCUUGAAGACCCAAGUGCAAUCCCUUGAAAGAGCCGCCACCAACAGGCCACUCCCUGAUGCUGCUGCUGCAGCAGCAUCUGGCGUAGGGUUUCCUCUGGAAAUGUCAAGUGGCAGCUAUGUCCCCAUGGCCAAACCAUCCCAAAUGACUCACAACCUUGAGCAGUACGGAGAUGCUUAAUUAUCCUUAAAAAAAAAAAAAAAAA
Cucurbita pepo subsp. pepo (vegetable marrow) is the source of this 824-nucleotide messenger RNA. Its product is annotated as transcription factor HEC2. The record is from RefSeq and is a predicted model, not a curated record. Gene Ontology annotation, molecular function: protein dimerization activity; DNA-binding transcription factor activity. NCBI's taxonomy places the organism in Eukaryota, Viridiplantae, Streptophyta, Magnoliopsida, Cucurbitales, Cucurbitaceae. Gene Ontology annotation, biological process: regulation of DNA-templated transcription.